GACUGCAGCGCGAAGAGAGGAGGCUGUGAAAUACUGGUGGCAGUGACAGCAAGCACCUCUGCCGGAUCGAUCCUCAGCAGCCUCCUGGCGGGCACUCUGCCCUUGCCCCACAGGGUGCCCUGGAGACGUCUUGGUCUGUCCUGGGAUAGAAUGCAAUGGGAUGCUCCUUGCAUAGCCUGCCAGCUUCUUCGUUUCCAGGUGGAAAAGAGGGAGGCUUAGUGAGGCCCUAACGCUGCCAGUUUUAGAUCCACGGAGGUCCACGGUCCCGCCAGUUACAGCCUGCACGUUCCCUUCCAGGGCCUCCCCACUGCCUGAAGCAUUUCCCAGUUGACCUGCGCACCUCCAUGGAUGGCAAAUACAAAGAGAUUGCUGAGGAGCUGUUCUGCCGUUCGUUGGCUGAUAGCGAAAUGCGCAGUGCCCCCUAUGAAUUCCCUGAAGACAGCCCCAUUGAGCAGCUGGAGGAGAGGCGCCAGCGGUUGGAGCGGCAAAUCAGCCAGGAUGUGAAACUAGAACCCGACAUUUUACUCAGAGCCAAACAGGACUUCCUGAAAAUUGACAGUGCUGCUGACUUACAAUUGUUUAAGGAGCAGGGCGAGGACCUGGUGGACCAUUUCCCAAAAGAGCGAGAUGUACUUCUUGAGAGGGAGUUCCAGAGGGUCACCAUUUCUGGAGAAGAGACGUGUGGGGUGCCCUUCACAGACUUGCUGGAUGCUGCCAAGAGCGUGGUGAAGGCAUUGUUCAUUCGGGAGAAGUACAUGGGGCUUUCUCUGCAGAGCUUCUGCAAAACCACAGCCCGCUUCCUGCAGGAGCUUUCAGAAAAGCCCUUGGCGCCCAAGAUGUAUGAGGAGAUCCCCGAGACCCCUGUGGCCUCAGAUGCUCCAGUGCACCCACCGUUCACCAGCCAGCAUCCUUAUGAGAAGUAUGAUCCUGAAUCAAUGCCUGGAGACCUUGGCUUUGGCCUCAAGAUGGUCAAUGGAGUAGUUCAUGUCUAUACCAAGCAGGACAUCACUGACAAGACCACAGAACUGGAUUUACCUUAUCCUGACCUGCAGGAGUUUGUUGCUGACAUGAAUGUCCUCAUGGCUCUGAUCAUCAAUGGCCCCAUAAAAUCCUUCUGCUAUAGACGGCUGCAGUACCUGAGUUCCAAGUUCCAGAUGCAUGUCCUGCUGAAUGAGAUGAAAGAGCUGGCAGCCCAGAAAAGGGUGCCACACCGUGACUUCUACAAUAUCCGGAAGGUGGACACGCACAUCCACGCGUCAUCCUGCAUGAACCAGAAGCAUCUCUUGCGCUUCAUCAAGCGGGCUAUGAAGAAGCACCUGGAGGAGAUUGUUCAUGUAGAGAAGGGCAAGGAGCAAACUCUUAAGGAGGUCUUUGAGACCAUGAAUCUCACAGCCUAUGAUCUCAGUGUCGACACACUCGAUGUCCAUGCGGAUCGUAACACCUUCCAUCGCUUUGACAAGUUCAAUGCCAAAUACAACCCUAUAGGCGAGUCUGUCCUGCGAGAGAUUUUCAUCAAGACGGACAACAGAGUCUCUGGAAAAUACUUUGCCCAUAUCAUCAAGGAGGUGAUGUCCGACUUAGAAGAGAGCAAGUAUCAGAACGCAGAACUGCGGCUCUCCAUCUAUGGCCGCGCACGGGAUGAGUGGGACAAGUUGGCCAAGUGGGCCGUGACCCACAAAGUGCAUUCCAACAAUGUGCGCUGGCUGGUGCAGGUGCCUCGUCUGUUUGAUGUGUACAAGACAAAGAAGCAGCUCGCCAAUUUCCAGGAGAUGCUGGAGAACAUUUUCUUACCCCUCUUUGAAGCUACAAUCCAUCCUGCCAGCCACCCUGAGCUGCAUCUCUUCUUGGAGCAUGUGGAUGGCUUUGACAGUGUGGAUGAUGAAUCCAAACCAGAACACCACAUCUUCAACUUGGACAGCCCCUUGCCUGGGAACUGGGUGGAAGAAGACAACCCACCCUAUUCCUACUACCUUUACUACACCUACGCCAACAUGGUGGUGCUGAACCACCUGCGCAGGAAGAGAGGCUUCCACACGUUCGUGUUGCGCCCCCACUGUGGGGAGGCAGGGCCCAUCCAUCACCUCGUAUCAGGCUUCAUGCUGUCGGAGAACAUAUCCCAUGGCCUCCUGCUCCGCAAGGCACCUGUGCUGCAGUACCUCUACUACCUGGCCCAGAUCGGCAUUGCCAUGUCGCCGCUUAGCAAUAACAGCCUGUUCUUAAGCUACCACCGUAACCCGCUGCCAGAGUACCUCUCUCGGGGCCUCAUGGUCUCCCUGUCUACAGAUGACCCACUGCAGUUCCACUUCACUAAGGAGCCCUUGAUGGAAGAGUACAGCAUUGCCACCCAGGUUUGGAAGCUCAGCUCCUGCGACAUGUGUGAACUUGCACGUAACAGCGUGCUCAUGAGCGGCUUCGGCCACAAGGUCAAGAGCUAUUGGCUGGGACCCCACUACCUGAAGGAGGGCCCCGAGGGCAACGACAUCCGGCGCACCAACGUGCCAGACAUCCGGGUGGCCUACCGCUACGAGACCCUUUCCCAGGAGCUGACCCUCAUCACGCAGGCUGUGCAGACGGAGGAACUGGAGACCAUCCAGGAGGAAGACCUUCUGACCAUGAGCUCCAGCCUGGAUGCUCGCUGAGGAACGCCCCUUCAUAGCCUCCCCAUUCUGGCCUGCCUGGGUGGGGCUGUUCCACAAGCAUGAAGAGGCCCUGGCCACCCCCUUGCACCAUGGACCUUUUUAAUUUUCUGUUGUGGUUCUCUUGUUUGUUUUGUUUCUCAGCCUAGUUACCUUCUGUAUCUGCUGGAAAGGCAUGAACGUUCCGUUUGCACUUGGUAACCUGCUGAGGCGUUUGGGGGUGGUAAACAGAAACUCCUACUGGGGCCUAGGAUGAGGAGGGAGAGCAGGAGGGGCUGGAGAGCAAGGAAGGAGCCUGUGGCCAGGAGUUGUUGAAUAAACAUCAGAGGCCUUAGCAUGGGAAUUCGUCUGCACAGAGGCAAAACUAAAAACGGGCAUGUAAGCAUGUCUCCUGGUUCUAGUCAGACUGAGGAGCUGUGUAUUUGGCCAAGCCAGGGGCUAAAGUAUAGAGGUGGACCAUUCUGACACCUCAAAUUUAUUUCCAUGUUACGUCCUGUACUUGGCUGUUGCUAGCUACGGUUUCUCAUUGGCCAGUAAACACCCUUUUUGGUGGAGCCAGCUCUGCCUUUUAUCACCAGUGUAGCAUGUUUCCACGGUUCCUGCCUGCUCAAUCACCUCCAGCUUUACGUUAGGGUCCAGUGUGAAGUAUGGCCAAUAGACAAGAGUCUUUGCUUUGCCAUUCAGAGCCUUCAAAUUUGUGGAAAAUCUCAGCCUAUAGGACAGGGAUGGGCAGCCGGUGGCCCUACAGAUGUUUUGGCCUACAACUCCCAUGUUUCCUCACCAUGGGCUGUGUGGGGUAGGGCUGAUGAAAGUUGUAGGCCAAAACAUCUGGAGGUCCACAAGUUGGCCAGCCCUGCUUUAGGAGGUGGAGUACUGUGAGCAAGUGGGGAGGUCAAGAUAAGAGAGAGAAACGAGCGUGCCAGAGACUGGCACUUUUAACUUUUGUGUAGCUUUUGUGAACCCCUCCGCCCCUCUCUGCAAUCAUGUAACAGGCAAAGGGGUUGUGUGUCUUUAUUAAAGGAACAAGAGGAGGCUGAAGAAGAUUGUUCUGGCACUGGAAGAAUAAAUCUGUUCCCUGUGGUGGGGGGAAGCCCUGUCCAGCAUGGAGAGAGUUUGGAGGAAAUGGACGUUGCUCAAGAUGGACAUGAUGCAGGAGAUCUGUGAUCAGUUCUCAUUUUUUAAAAAAAACUUUUUUACAGUUUUGCUUAGUUCAAUGACACCAAGGGAGAUGUGUACUUGUUCUAACUUGUCCCCAUAAAGCUGCUAUUAAGGGUAGGGAAAAACACCAAGAUGGUAUUUUUUUUUCUCCUCCGGUGGGGCAUGUAGCAGUAGGGUGGGCGUUAGAUGAGGAAAAUGGCACAAGGGAAAGGGUACGCAACACACCAGCACCGCUGCUCUAGUCAAAAUCUGACUGCUUCUCCCUGGAGCUGCUGUUUUUUUUUGUUGUUGUUGUUGUUUUAAGUUGAGAGAUUAUUCCCACGUCUGUUUUGGCCACUGUUCUAGUGCCUGAUACAUGUGCCUGUGGGGGAGAUGCAGCACCCCCUUAUAGGAUGCUUCCCAGUUGUCUUGAUCUGGGUAGACGGUUUAGCACCCAUUAGCCCUUGGUGCGCUUAGACAAUAACAUAUACAGUAGAGGCAACCUCCUUGAGCUUCGUAUUGGGUGGGAGAGAUGACCUCUUGUCAGGUUUGCUUCCUGCAUAAUGCAUAGGUACGUAGAGAUCUUCUUUCUGCAUCUGGCAAGAGGAAAAGCCAUUGAAAUGGCUCAGCUUUCUGAUCAGUAAAGUUGCUGCCGCUCCUGGAACAGCCUGGAGCCUCCAAGUGGAGGUGGGUAAUGAAUCCAGAGGAGAAGACAGGGAGUAACUUCUGCCUUCUUCCGAAGCCAUAUGUGACUCAGAUUGGAAAUGCAUACAAGAGGACAUGGUCCCAUGUCUUUCCCAGCCAAUGGGCCGCCAGCACCGGACCACGGGGCACAGGUCCUGGGCUGCACAGUCCAGGAGCCCCCCCCAAUGAUCCUCCCCCACCAAGAACCAGCAUCACUCCUGGCUGUACUUGUUUAUUCCUGCGUGGUAAAAGGUUCACAAUAGUUAGAAGCCCAUCCCUGUGGAAUGUCCUCUCCACAGGAUUCUGGCCAGGUGACUCACGAUCUCAUUGCUUCUGAACCUCACCUAUGGGCAGCCCACUAUAUUUAGGAUAUUGGGCCUCUCAUUAGCAGUUUUGUGCAACUAGUCUCAGUAGGGAGUUCCUUGUGAGCAUGCCCUCCUCAAGAAGAAGAGCCUCCGCUAGUUCUUGCUCCCUUCAGGCUCUUGGACAAAUGCUGUCGUCUUACCAAGAACACAGUCAGUGGCCGUCAGCUCGUUAGUGCUGCUUCUCGCAUGCUGCUGGGCACUAGUGCCUUGGCAGUUGCAAGCAGUUUUAAUUCAGUGGAAAUGUGUUUCCUUAAGCGUAGGUGAGCAGCAGCAGUAGUAGAUCGUGAGCAAUGCUUCUAAGGUGGGCAGGGAGCUUGCAGUGUCCUCCCUCCCACCCGGCUGCUGUGGACCAAAAUCAGAAGAUCCAUAUUGUAGCCAGUGCCUUGCUUUUAGAGUUGCGCAUGGAGUGUGCCAAGACUGGGUAGAUCCCCCUUGUGAUUCUACCUCUAAGACAGGUGUUUUUAAUGUUCUUCCCAUCCCUAUUUGUGAGUGUGUCUGUGAGAGUGUGUGAGGGGGACCUGGACCUUCAAGGGUUCACACACCCUCUUUGUAUGUCUGCCAUCCCACCUCUAUGGCCUGGAAGGGGAUAUCUUUUGAUCCCACAACCUCCAUGCUUUUGUUUCGGGUCUUCCCGAGUACCAUGAAAGCUUGCCAUGGAGGUGUCUUGCCUUGGUUUUUAACCAGCGGAGGUGCCUUGCAGUUCAAAACUAUCUUGUUUUGACCCAAAGCAGGGAAUUCAUGCAGAAAUUGAAUAUCAAGGUAGCUCAGUAAAUGGAACAUGACUGUUGUCUAAAUUAAGAGGGUUUUCUUACCCUCCCCUCUCCCCAUCAAUCUCCCUCCCCUCCUCCUCGCCACAACCUGCCUUGCUUCUUUUGGGUACUCAGCGGGUACCCCAUGUUAGUUUUGGUUGGAGGUGAACCUUGUAUCCCCCUGGCAAUCACUGCAUCCUCUUCUUCAUCUGAUAUUUCUAUGUAGUUUGGAUGAACUGUACGCUUGUCUGUGCUGAAAUAUGGUGUUAGAAGCCCUAUCAAAUAUGAGCAUGCUCCAUCAUUAAAGAUUAUUUAAGUA
Elgaria multicarinata webbii is the source of this 5890-nucleotide messenger RNA. RefSeq names its product adenosine monophosphate deaminase 2 (gene AMPD2). The transcript has 18 exons. NCBI's taxonomy places the organism in Eukaryota, Metazoa, Chordata, Lepidosauria, Squamata, Anguidae. Gene Ontology annotation, biological process: IMP salvage; AMP metabolic process. Bases 345 to 2639 code for a protein of 764 amino acids. Gene Ontology annotation, cellular component: cytosol. The record is from RefSeq and is a predicted model, not a curated record. Gene Ontology annotation, molecular function: AMP deaminase activity.